GUCGACAACUACUGCCUACUGACGAGAGAAUGGGUGGCAUAGGACAGCCUCUUGUCUGUGUUGACACUGCGCACUGGAGACACGCCCAUGCACAUAGCAGCUGAUGCGAACGAGUACGAGGUGCUGGAGGAGAUGCUGCGGGAUGAGGAGGCAGCCUCAGUCAUUGACAUCACAGACAAACAUAAGAACAGUGCGGCACACAUCGCCGCACAUCACGGUCACUACGAGAGCUUUAAGUUCCUCGUCGAGGCCGGCGCGCGCCUCACAAAGAAAAACGUGAAUGGCUUCAACCCUCGCGAGCUGGCGUACCGAAACGAGAAGCUGGCGCCGUACAUGAAGGUGUACGACAACGCCCCGAAGAUACGGAAGAAGAAGAAGAAGAAGCCAGGCGAGAUGACGACGACGGACGACGAGUCGCUGGCCGACCUUACGCCGACGGAUCCCGCCAACACGCUCGACGACCUGAUGACUAAGCAGGCAGCCAUCACCGAGCGCACCAUCGUGGAAGCGGUCAGCAGGUCGGACGUGAGGCAGAAGUCGGCCGCGCUUCCGCCCAACUGGAAUUUGAGGCGGCCGGACGACCACACAACCAGCGAUUCGGACACCAGCUUCCAGCCGAAGAAAAGGAAUCCACCGCAUCCGCGUACUUUGAAGCGUGAUUCUACUGCUGCGCCCAUAUCAGAGCAGGAGCUGGAAACAUUUAGAUCAGAUAUAAAGCCAGAGGACUACUACAGGCAGCAGCAGGAGCAACAGCGGCAGCAGCAGCAGCAGCGGGAGAAGAUAGAGAGAACACCGGAAGCUGGUUGGAUAUCAGUCUGA
Molecule: messenger RNA, 819 nt
Organism: Priapulus caudatus
Lineage: Eukaryota; Metazoa; Priapulida; Priapulimorpha; Priapulimorphida; Priapulidae
Exons: 6
Coding region: 88-819 (243 amino acids)
Molecular function (GO): protein binding
Source: RefSeq, a predicted model, not a curated record